AUUCCCAUUUCACCACCCAACGACGCAUCCGAGAAAGACGUUCAGCUUCAAUACUAACAAAGGGUUCAAUCGUCAUUUCCAAUGGAGGCUGCCGCAAAACCGAAGAAGGGCGCCGCGGGGAGGAAGGGCGGCGGCCCCAAGAAGAAGCCGAUCUCCCGCUCCGUUAGAGCCGGCCUCCAGUUUCCCGUGGGCAGAAUUGGCCGUUACUUAAAAAAAGGUCGCUACGCGCAGCGUGUCGGCACUGGCGCGCCGGUGUACAUGGCUGCCGUUCUCGAGUAUUUAGCUGCUGAGGUGUUGGAGUUGGCUGGAAAUGCGGCUAGGGAUAACAAGAAGAACAGGAUCAUCCCGAGGCACGUUCUGUUGGCUGUGAGGAACGAUGAGGAGCUGGGGAAGUUGUUGCAGGGUGUGACCAUUGCUCAUGGUGGUGUGCUUCCAAACAUCAAUCCGGUGCUGUUGCCGAAGAAGACUGGCGGUGAAAAGCCCACCAAGGAGCAGAAGCCGGAAAGCUUUCUGCUUGCAGGACUCUCUUACGACACCAAUGAAACUGUGCUGAAGGAUGCGUUUGAGAACUAUGGCAAAAUAGUCGAAGUUAAGGUAAUAUGUGAUCGCGUGAGUGGAAAAUCAAGAGGAUAUGGAUUUGUGCGCUACUCUUCUGAAGCAGAAGCAAACAAAGCCUUGAAAGAAAUGGACGGCCAGUUGCUGGAUGGCAGGAAUAUCCGAAUUCACUAUGCUCAUUGCUCACAGAGGGGGAAGCAAGGAACUCAGGAUAUGAGAUAUCGGCUGAGUAUUAUCAUGAGAGGACACAAGUUUGAUGGAUGGGGUGCAGUAAGUUAAGUCCAAAAAUUGAAGAUAUGAUACUAUAUUUAGUAGUAUAUCAUCUCAGAGUAAAUUGCUAAGGCUACACUUAAUUUCGUUCACUCAGAAUGUUACAGAAAUUCAUCAACUUUUGUUUCCUGGGAUUCUUAAUUUUCAUACAUCGCGUGAAAAUUAGUCAGAUGUUUCAAUUUUAUUACGAAUAAUGCUAUGUGGCCACAUUAUGGCCAGCCAUAACUUAAUUAAAUAACAAAAAAAAUUGAUUUUUUUUCAAA
Salvia splendens (bonfire salvia) is the source of this 1088-nucleotide messenger RNA. RefSeq names its product probable histone H2A.2. Gene Ontology annotation, molecular function: RNA binding; structural constituent of chromatin; DNA binding. Bases 82 to 834 code for a protein of 250 amino acids. NCBI's taxonomy places the organism in Eukaryota, Viridiplantae, Streptophyta, Magnoliopsida, Lamiales, Lamiaceae. Gene Ontology annotation, cellular component: nucleosome. The record is from RefSeq and is a predicted model, not a curated record. The transcript is spliced from 6 exons.